AUGUCAUUCUCAUUUGGCUUCAGCGGCGACGACAUCGAGGAUGACGGCGAAACAGAACCUCAGCACGAUUGUGGUGGCGACGCCCAUGCCCUCGUCAAGGACAUGACCAAACAUAGCAUUUCCGACGCGGAGAAUGAAGUACCACGACCAAAAACCAUCGAACCCAAAAGACAUUCUCUAGCGGAAUUGCUCGAAUCUCUGCCGUCUCAAAUAUCCUAUAACCCCCUGACCAUACCGAGGCUUACUGUACCUAAUGCGGAGAACGGUAGCGGUGGCGUCCACGCCAAUCACAUAGCCAAUCCGAAAGACAACGAGGACACCAAAGUCCAAGUCCUGCGACGGUCAUUAUUCGACAUCCGAGCUCAACUCAUGGCCGAAGCCGAUCCCGAAACCCACGACGACGCAGCCGAGACGAUGCUAGCCGGUCUCGAGAACGGAGACUUGACUUCUGGAAUCUACGAGGGCGGCUUCAAGACCUGGGAAUGUGCUCUUGACCUGGCCUCGCUUGUGACUCAAUAUCUGGAAACCAACAACCUCACCUCAGACCAAAACCAAACCCAGGACCAAAAUCACGUUUCUCAGGACCUGGAAGUCAUCGAGCUCGGUGCCGGCAGCGCCAUCCCCAGCUUGGCCCUUUUACGAGUCUUCCUGAAGCAAAGUUCAACUUCCUCGUCCUCCUCCUCCUCCUCAUCUUCUUCUCCAGAGGAACAGCGGUCAGCUCCUCAAAACACAUUACUGCCAAGGCUAAAAUUCACCUUGUGCGACUACAACGCCGAGGUGUUACGACUGUGUACCGCGCCCAACGUCUUCCUAAACUACUAUCAGCAUUACCAGCAGUACCGCCGCCAUCAAACCGGUACCGGCCACGGCACCGGCGACCCAACCAGUGCAAGUGCAGGCGAGCCUACACCUUCGUCCUCUUCUACUUUGACACACCCACAGGAAGAAGAAGAAGAGAAUCCCGAAGAAGGCGAGCUCGACAUUGAAGAAGUAAUGGGAGACGGGCACCUCCAAAACGUGGUCAAGGACAUGGAGUUGCUAGAUCACGUCUCUUUUGAUUUUCUCUCUGGGGGCUGGGGAGAGUCCUUCCUCGAUUUAAUCGCGGACAAACAACCUCAACCACCUUCUUCUACUUCUACUUCGUCCUCCUUGGCAGCUGUUGAAGAGCAGUGGCAAAGUCCUGGGAAUCUGCUCAUCCUCGCCUCUGAAACUAUCUACUCUCCCUCGUCGUCCAGGAUCUUUGCGGACACAUUGCUUGGUCUACUCCGAUGCCACGGCCAGUCAAAAGGGACCGCAAGGGCAUGGGUCGCCGCGAAGAAAGUGUAUUUCGGAGUCGGCGGCGGUGUGGACGCGUUUGUUGCAGAGAUUCAAUCUCGCGGCGGGAGAAGCAGGAUACUGCUAGAGACAAAGGACACCGGCGUAGGACGCGUUGUUCUCGAAAUUACAGUAUGA
This is a messenger RNA of Exophiala dermatitidis NIH/UT8656, 1452 nucleotides long. RefSeq lists its product as uncharacterized. The record is from RefSeq and is a predicted model, not a curated record. The transcript has 2 exons. Lineage: Eukaryota; Fungi; Ascomycota; Eurotiomycetes; Chaetothyriales; Herpotrichiellaceae. Bases 1 to 1452 code for a protein of 483 amino acids. Gene Ontology annotation, biological process: peptidyl-histidine methylation, to form tele-methylhistidine. Gene Ontology annotation, molecular function: protein-L-histidine N-tele-methyltransferase activity.